GUGAACACCGAACACUGAAGACCGCGUUACUGGGAAUACCUUCUCUUAUUUCAUUUCCUGGUGCUCUAAUUGAAACAACACCUGAAUUUAAUGGUGUUUUGUGGCUCUGGUGACAAGUUGAUUAAAUAUAUUAAUUAACCAGAGCAGAAAUACCACUGUGGAGUCUUGACACAGAAGUCAGAAUACGGUGCUGUGUUGUGUUGGCCAUCAGGUGUUGCUGUGUUGCUGUUCUUGACCAUCAGGUGUUGCUGUGUUGCUGUUCUUGACCAUCAGGUGUUGCUGUGUUGCUUCAUCAUGGGUAUAUUAGGGCUGUCCAAGCUGAUUGCAGAUCUCGCCCCUUCAGCUGUCAAGGAGAAUGAAAUGAAAAACUACUUUGGGCGCAAGGUGGCAGUGGACGCGUCAAUGAGUUUGUAUCAAUUCCUGGUGGCGGUGCGGCAGGAGGGACAGAUGCUGACCACUGCUGAUGGCGAGACGACCAGCCACCUGAUGGGGUUCUUCUACCGUACGAUCCGCAUGGUAGAUAAUGGGAUCAAGCCAGUCUAUGUGUUUGACGGUAAGCCACCCACCAUGAAGGGCGGAGAGCUGGCCAAACGCACCCAGCGGAGGGAGGAGGCUCAGAAGGCACUGGAGAAGGCAGAGGAGGCAGGCAAUGCAGAGGAUGUUGAAAAGUUCAGCCGUCGUUUGGUGAAGGUGACUCGGACCCACACUGACGAGGCCAAGGCACUGCUGGAGCUGAUGGGCAUCCCCUAUGUAGAGGCACCCUGUGAGGCAGAGGCCCAGUGUGCCGCCCUCGCCAAGGCAGGCAAGGUGUACGGUGUUGCCACGGAGGACAUGGACGCACUCACCUUUGGCACUCCUGUGUUGCUGCGGCACAUGACCUUCAGUGAGGCGCGCAAGAUGCCAAUCAAGGAAUUCCACCUGUCAAAAGUACUCCAAGAUUUGGAACUCAAGCAGGAAGAGUUCAUUGACUUGUGCAUCUUGCUGGGGUGCGACUACUGUGACAGCAUCAAGGGUGUGGGGCCCAAGCGAGCCAUCGAUCUCAUCCGCACGCACAAGACACUCGAAACAGUGCUCAAACAACUCGACCCCAAGAAGUACCCAGUGCGAGAGUGGCCCUUCGCUGAGGCCCGGAACCUCUUCAUUGAGCCCGAAGUGACCGACCCAACAACCAUUGAGCUGAAGUGGAGUGAGCCUCAGGAGGAGAAGCUGGUGGAGUUCAUGUGUGGAGAGAAGGGCUUCUCUGAGGACCGCAUCCGUAACGGCAUCAAGAAGCUGACCAAGGCACGGAACACCACCACUCAGGGCCGCCUCGACUCUUUCUUCAAGGUCUUGCCGUCACCCACCACCAAUGCCAACAAGAGAAAGUCUGAGGAGAAGCCUGGAGCUGCCAAGAAAGCCAGGGGUGGAAAAGGCAAGUUUGGGAAGGGCCGGUAGAAGAGGAAAGGCGACUCCAGUGGUCUAGUGGUCGUCUUAACAAUGAUGUGUAGCAUUGUUAGGUGUAAGUGUUGUAAGUGGUUGGAGCGUCAUUACUUGUUUGUGUGUGAAAGUUCUCAGGUUUGUGAGGGAAAGUUUUGGAUCAGCAAGCAAGUGGUUAGACCUUCAUUACUUGUGUGAGUGUUAACCCCUUUAGUAGCAUGACAUGUUUCCAUAUUCAUUGUGGUUACUAUUUAGUGGUUUUAUACAGCUUCAGAAACUUUGGAGAUUAAAGUAGUGAAGACUGUGGCCAUUAAUCUAACCUCCAUAGACCCUUCCUGAUGUCAAUAAAAUGGUCUAAUCCUGCACCAAAAUCCAGAUAAAAAUGUAUCUCAGUACUGAAGGGGUUAAGGUUCCAUGGGUUUGUGAGGGAAGGUGAUCCAUUUACAGCAGCUAGUGUGAUGCUGUGGCUGUUUAUUAUGACGUUGUGACACUGAGCUGCUGUUUAGUGUGUCUGGUGUUCACUGCUAUAGACACAGCUGCUGUUUAGUGUUUGGUGUUCACUGCUAUAGACACACAGCUGCUGUUUAGUGUGUGGUGUUCACUGCUAUAGAGACACAGCUGCUGUUUAGUGUGUGGUGUUCACUGCUAUAGAGACACAGCUGCUGUUUAGUGUGUGGUGUUCACUGCUAUAGAGACACAGCUGCUGUUUAGUGUGUGGUGUUCACUGCUAUAGAGACACAGCUGCUGUUUAGUGUGUGGUGUUCACUGCUAUAGAGACACAGCUGCUGUUUAGUGUGUGGUGUUCACUGCUAUAGAGACACAGCUGCUGUUUGGUGUGUCUGGUGUUCUUACAGUUUUUACAUUUGUGUGUUUGUAUAUGUAUCUGUUUGUUGUUGUUGUUAAGAUUGAAGCAAAGCAAUGUGUCAAAGGAGAGCCUCAGCUGUCCCUAACUCCCUCAUUAAACCCUCAUGCUAAA
This is a messenger RNA of Portunus trituberculatus (swimming crab), 2392 nucleotides long. It is a transcript of the gene Fen1, whose product is annotated as flap endonuclease 1-like. Gene Ontology annotation, molecular function: 5'-flap endonuclease activity; RNA-DNA hybrid ribonuclease activity; 5'-3' exonuclease activity. Lineage: Eukaryota; Metazoa; Arthropoda; Malacostraca; Decapoda; Portunidae. Gene Ontology annotation, cellular component: nucleus. The record is from RefSeq and is a predicted model, not a curated record.